CCGGCCCCUCCUGCCUCGCACCCCCACCUCCCCCUCUUGGUUGUACCCGCAGUCCAUCCGCGCGCACUGGUGGUGGUGGUGGUGCUGUUGUUGUUGUUGUUGUUGGUGUUUGUUGAUGCUGGUGCUGGUGCUGUAUCGUCUCCGUCUCCUCCCCCCCCCCCCCCAUAGUGAAGAGCCACCAGUGUAACCUCGCCCUUCCAUGCCACGCGCCUCCUGUCUCGGCAUCGCUUGUAGUCGCCCCGGUGCAGCGCUCGUCGCUGGGAGCGGCAGUUUCCUUUUUGUGCGCUUGCAGCUUGCGUUCUUUCCCCAAUGAGGAUUCGCAAAGGCCACCGCUGCUUGCCGCUGGCGCCCGCGGAUCGUUCUUGUUUGCAGGAGGAUUUGGCGCACAGGGAUCAAAGUGGUCGUGCGGUAGAUGCCCGGAAAGCCGAGGUCCAAUCGCCUGGACUCGCCGACGGCACUGCUGCUGUUGCUGCACCCGCAGACGUUGCAGCCACCAGAGGCUCUCAGGACCUGACGCCAGACGUAAUGAAUUCCGGUGCGGUAUUGUCGAGUUUUGGCCGAAAAGGCAAUCUUCGGACGCCGUUUCUACUUGGAACCGAUCAGGAACAUGCACACGGCACGUCUUUGGAUAGAGACGCGAGCCUGGAGGAUGAUCCAGAAAAGAACAGGGUUUCCGCCGAUGAUGAUUUCAACGACCAGUCCGCGGUUCAGAAUACAGUUGAGACCGGGUCGUCAGCUGAUGGACAUUCAAGAAAGCGUCGCGCGUCGAUCUCCGCGGAAGUGAAACUCUCCAUCAGCUCUAUCAUACGAGCAGGUGUGGCACCCGUGAAAACUAAUUCGCCAACGGCUCUAGUAAGUGCGCAGUCAGUUGUCACGUCGGACUUGUCACUUGUCAAAGACCGUAAGGACGCGAAAGAUAGCAGCCCAUCUAUUGCAAUGAAAACCAUGGAUCAGCACAAUCUUCUGUUGCAGUCUUUGAAGCGCGUCUGCUCUACUGCUGUGAAUACCGGGCUGACAGCGAAAGAGGCAGUUGCAAAAAUCCGAGAGCUAAGCCUACCAGGUUUGAACGAAGGGGGUGAGAGACUGAUCGUUCAGGUAGCUAAAGCAUUCCGUAGUUCUUCCGCUUUCAUCGAGCGCGAGGAGCGUGGAAGAUACUUUGUACAGGAUUCUUCGAGUUUAAAAGAGUGGGAAAAUUUCAAUGCUGAAGAAUCCAGUGUUAAUUGUGAGAUGGCAAUUUUGAGAGAACCUACAGAAGCGGAAAAGGCCGAAGAAGCUGCGAGGCAGUUGCAAAGUUUGCAGAGGGUGCAGGAGAAUAUCGUUGAUCGUGAGGGGGUAACAAAUCGCAAGGAAAAAAAUGGGCUCGAGGGGAAAUUAGAUCAUAGAAUUGUAACAUUGAGAACCAAGAGCGGCGCCAGGGCGUCCAGCUCACAGAAGGCGAGUCUGUCGCGGGAUCAAUCAGGAUCCCGGUGCAAUCGGGAUGAUGGGAAGGGUUGGAGAUGUUUUCGACCUGCGGAAGUAGGAUUUUCUUUGUGCAAGUACCACCGGGAUCAGAUCCGCCGGGCCGAAAUUCGUCGAAGGAAAUCGAGGAAUAAGUCAAAGGAACAGAUUCCAGUGAAGCCUUUGUACCCUAUACCGAAGGAUGUCAAGAUAUCUUCCAUUUCAGAAGUGGAUAAAUCAGUCGACGCCAAUAUGAUUGAAUCUGACGACGAACUGCCUGAUAUUAAGCGUCGGAAAUUUGUGAAAGCAAAAUCCCUGAAGUCAAUACUGUGAACGUUGAGCUACCGGAGAUUUUGUUAGGGAUGUUGUGUGUAGAGGCCUUAUCAGCCAGUCGGAAUGUUUUCCGGAUUAUAUCUUGUACAUAUGCAUUCUUUUCAAAUAAGCUUCUUGCUCGGACGGUGUUUAUUAGCAACACGGCAUGACGUUUGUUUCA
This is a messenger RNA of Physcomitrium patens, 1930 nucleotides long. RefSeq lists its product as uncharacterized. The record is from RefSeq and is a predicted model, not a curated record. NCBI's taxonomy places the organism in Eukaryota, Viridiplantae, Streptophyta, Bryopsida, Funariales, Funariaceae.